Messenger RNA from Teleopsis dalmanni, 2341 nucleotides. RefSeq lists its product as uncharacterized. NCBI's taxonomy places the organism in Eukaryota, Metazoa, Arthropoda, Insecta, Diptera, Diopsidae. Gene Ontology annotation, biological process: signaling. The record is from RefSeq and is a predicted model, not a curated record. Gene Ontology annotation, molecular function: molecular adaptor activity. The transcript has 6 exons. Bases 295 to 1917 code for a protein of 540 amino acids. Gene Ontology annotation, cellular component: glutamatergic synapse; postsynaptic specialization.
ACUUAUGUAAAAAAAAUGCAAUUGAUGAUUGGGUUCUCGUCUCGCGCUAAUUGUAUUUUCCGAAUUCUAGUCGUGUGUUCCAUAUUUGUGGUUUUAACGACGUUGAUACUUCAGAAGUAAUUUAUUGAAGAAAUCGUUCAGUAUCGGUGUACAUCAACAAAUUGUUUUAUGUCGGCUGCUAAAUUAUAGUAAAUAUAUGGUGUAAAUUUUAUUAAGUAAGGGAAAACUAUGAAAUGAUUCAAAGAGUAAUUUUAUUUUGACUUGUUAUGAGCUCUACUUUUGCUCUGGAUUCAAAUGGACCGCAGUACGGAUUCAAUUGGAAGUUGUUCUUUAGAUGUAGAUGUCGACUCUGUUGGAAAAUCAGAAACUAGUAUUAGUCUCAAUAUCUCUUCGCCUGAUUCUAUAAAGGACAUAUCAACGGAAUUUACCAAAAAUUUAAAAGAACGUUGCUCCCGAUUACCGAUACAAAAUUCAACUACGCUUUUCGAUCCAGUUUCGAAAGGAGCUUGCGUGAUGUCAGAAAAUGAAAGCAAUGAUUAUUUGAAUUCAAAAAAUUGUUUUGAUGAUAAACAAAGUAAAAAACCAAGUUACUUAAGCUUAGCUUGUUGUGUUAAUGGAUACUCUAACCUAACCACAUAUGAUUCAAAAGUACGCCAAGAUAUUAAUAAGUCGCGAGAAGUAUCACCUAUUCGACCCUCAUCUAAUGUAACAGUACAAUAUUGUAAAAACAAAAACUCUGUAACACCACCGGUUUUAAACAAAGUAAAGUCUAAAGAAUCUGUAUUAAUAGAGUCGGAAAUAAAUACAAAGAAAUUAGAGUCAAACGAAGCAAAAACAGAGCAAGUAAGUUUUAUUCAGCAACGAGUUGAGCGAUUAUAUGGGCCUGGUGCCUUGGCUCAAGCUUUUUAUAGUCCCAAAAAAACACAUGUUGGUAAUAAUCCUAUAUAUAAAGAAGAUUCACAAUCACCUGAGCUAAUUCAAAAAUUUAAGCAAAUUUCACCAAAUCGAGACUAUCAGAAACUAAAUAACUUAAGGUCAAUACAACCGUCAUUUAUUCAAAACAGAGUCUUAAGUGAAGAAUGUGAAAAUAGUGUGGAUCUUCCUGUUUUGCGGCACCUAAGUCAAGAGUUUCGCUCACAAUUACCUUCAAUAUCACCAAAACGUAGUUAUUUACGGAACGCAACUGAUAAAAAAACAAAUGAUAAUGAGGCUUUAAGCACAACGGAAAUCAGUUUAGAUCUUCUUGAUCACAGCGCAGUUGUUGAAUGUAAUGCUGAUAAAUUAAUUACGAAUUUAAACAAUGUUGAGCUAAAACAGUCUAAUUCUUCAGAAAGAGAUGGAAAUUAUUUUUUAAAUAUUUUGAAAAGUGAACAAGACCGCAUUUUAAAAUUAGCAGAUGAAGCGGAAAUCCAUAUUGAAAUGUUAUCGGCUAAUCCCGAAAUACCAGAAGACAGUUUAGGAUUUUUGCGUUCUGCUUCUGGUAAAGCACGGUUGUUGGUUUCUCAAAAAAUGAAGCAAUUCGAAGGAUUAUGUCACAGUAAUUUGAAUAGAACACAAGAAGAUGAAUUUCCUACCACAAUUGAUGACUUACAAGGGUUUUGGGAUAUGGUAUGCUUACAAAUUGAGCAUGUAAACUCCAUUUUUGAUGAAGUUGCAGUAUUGAAGCGCAAUAACUGGAUUAAACCGGUCGAUGAUACAAAAAAAACUGAUUUUAAAAAUGAGAAAAAAUUGAAUAAUAAAACUGUGAAAUUAACCAAUACACCUAAUAUUAAUAAGGUCAAAACGGGAGAGAUAAAAUCUGCUGCGGCCUUAAAACGGGAAGCGCAAAGAAAGCAGUUGUUAGAAUUGAAACGUAAAAACAGAAUAGCGUUAAAUGCAGAAUCGUCUAAAGCUAAUGAUGAUAUAUUAAAUUCUUGAUCUACAACAACUGUUUUAACAAAAACUUAAGCUAAUUAGAGGUGAUUAACGACUUUGAACUAAUAGUCUUCUGAUUAUUUUCUUCCCUUUGAGUUAUAUUUUGUAAAGAACUGCAAUUACCAAUCAGCAUUCUAAAAAUUUAAAUUCCACGAAAUUUUCGCAUACUAACAUGGUUUAAGAAACUAAUUAUUAUUGUCUUUUUAUGUUAUUUGUGAUUUAAAAAAAUACUCCGAAAUUUAAUGUCACAGAUUAUUUAACCAUUAAUUAGAAUAAAUAUAUUUUUCGAAUAAUUUUUAUAUAAACAUAUGUAAAUUUUUUGUACAAGUUGCAUUUUUAAAAUAAGCAGCUAGAAUUAAUUAUUCUGUAAAAUUGUAUGUUUAUUAAAAUAAUGCGGCCUUAUAAAUAGAAUACAAACGCUACUAUU